AAAGUUGUAACGUGUGAAUUUGUGCUGUCUCUCUCCUAUUACUCGUCUGUAUGCAAACAGAGAAAGACAGAGACAAAGAGAGAAACCGACAGAAACAGAGACUUAGUGAACUGAAUUUGUUGUUUUUUCACGGUUCUAUCAUCUUCUAAUCUUCUUCUUCAUCGUUAUAUUUUGAUAUUGUUUUUGUUCACUCCCUAGUUCUUUUCAUCCCUGCUUUUUAUUGCUAUAAAAUUUUUACAAGAAUUUUCUUGGUAUUUGGUAGCUAGAAUUCUCUUCAAUUUACUCUCUUUUGGUUCUGAAUUUGAUUCUACCCCAGAGAAGUCAUUAGUCUGUUCUGAAUGGUCUGAAUGUUUUGGUUCUUUUCUUAGAGUUUAGAAGUUUGAGGUAGAAUUUUCAAGUGUCAAAGCCAAAUUCUCAGAAAAUUGUUUGACAAAUGAUGCUAUCAACGAAGUCUGAAUCCGAUAUCACUAGCCUUGCUCCAUCAUCACCUUCAAGGUCUCCGAAACGCACGCCUGUAUACUAUGUUCAGAGUCCUUCUCGUGACUCUCAUGAUGGGGACAAAUCAUCUUCCAUGCAACCAAGUCCCAUGGAAUCACCUUCGCACCCUUCCUCCUUUGGACGCCAUUCGAGGAACUCUUCAGCUAGCCUGUUUUCGGGGAUUUUCAGGUCAUCUUCGGGGAGGAAAGGGAGCAGGAAGAGGAAUGAUAAAGGCUGGCCUGAGUGUAAUGUGAUUAUGGAAGAAGGGUCCUACGAUGAGCUUGAGGAUAAGGCGUUUACAAGGCGUUUCCAGGCCCUGAUUGCUGUGUUUACUUUUGUUGUUUUGUUCACAGUGUUUUGCUUGAUUAUUUGGGGUGCCAGCAGGCCUUACAAAGCUGAAAUAACAGUCAAGAGCUUGUCGGUGCACAACUUAUAUGUUGGGGAAGGUUCUGAUUUCUCUGGGGUCCCAACAAAAAUGCUGACAGUGAAUGGCUCGUUGAGGCUGAGUGUAUACAACCCUGCUACAAUAUUUGGCAUUCAUGUUAAUUCCAACCCCAUCAAUCUCAUAUACUCAGAAAUUCCUGUAGCAACUGGUCAACUGAAAAAAUAUUUUCAACCAAGAAAGAGCCGAAGAACCGUAUCUGUGGUUUUGGAAGGGAAAAAAGUUCCACUUUAUGGGGCUGGAUCAAGCUUAACGUUUACACAAAAUGGUGCUGAAAUUCCAUUGAUACUGAAGUUUGAAGUCCGGUCAAGAGGAAAUGUGGUUGGAAAGCUUGUGAGAACAAAGCACCGGAGGCGAAUUUCUUGCCCUUUGGUCGUUGAUUCUACAAGAACCAAACCCAUUACAUUCAAGAAAGAAACAUGCAUAUAUGACUGAGGUCGUUUCUGUAUGAUGAUUUGCAUCUCUUUCCAACCAUGCAGCAUUGAAUCUCCUGCAGUCUGAUCAGUUCCUGAGCUCUGUGUUGAUGGAUCAAGUCAUACCUUAUCGUUUUCUUUCUUUCUCUCUGCUUUGAAUGUUGUAAAUGUUUAUAUCUACAUAGACGACAUAAGAGGCUUGGGUCCCGUGUGCAUGAUUUGCUUAGGAACGUCAAUAUGGUGAGAUUUGAAUUAAUAACAGAGCAAGAAUAAGAUCAUGAUUGAGAGUCCGAAUGUUGUUCUAUUCCUCCCUAGCCGUCUGCUGGCAUUGAAGUCGUAAGCAGGAUCAAUUUGUACCAUAAGUUUAUCCUUUUACUCUUCUUAAGAGAGAAAAGAUAGUUGCUGCCAAGCCUGCAUCAGCAGCCAUAUGUCACUUACGGCCAAUAUUAAGCAUUAUUUUGAGACAUAAAACGUAGCGGAAUAAAUUCAACCUGAAAACUCCAUCUAAUUUCUUCAA
Molecule: messenger RNA, 1849 nt
Organism: Durio zibethinus
Lineage: Eukaryota; Viridiplantae; Streptophyta; Magnoliopsida; Malvales; Malvaceae
Source: RefSeq, a predicted model, not a curated record